Messenger RNA from Ceutorhynchus assimilis (cabbage seed weevil), 1212 nucleotides. NCBI's taxonomy places the organism in Eukaryota, Metazoa, Arthropoda, Insecta, Coleoptera, Curculionidae. The record is from the annotation of a GenBank genome assembly.
AUGUCAGAAACUAUUGAAGCUCAAGCCGUCGAUGCCGUCGAUGUACCGGCCCAGUUCAGCGGUCUGCAGCCGAAAGCAAAAGUUGUAAGCACACCACCGCCAACGCUCGCUAAACUAAUGGCUAGUUUACAACGUCAUUUAAUGGAUGAUAAUAUUGACAUUUCACCCGAAAUGCAGGAGAGUAUUCGCAGGUUCACUACCAUCAAACCAAAAGUGAAGGCCGAAACUAGCACAAACCAGGGAAAACACGCCGCCGUUGUAUACAAGGAAGUGACUGUUGAAGAAAUGAAUGCUGUCAAGAAGUCUGGGUUGGAUGCCUCUCUGGAGGAUUUAAUUUCCUGUGUACGACAGAAGGCCAAAUUUCUCUACGAUAAUGAGUACAUGAUGACCAUGUUGGAUUUCAUCUUAAAAUUCAACUCGUUCACGCCCAGCGGUGGUUUGAAGGCGGAGGGCGAUAGCGGCAUAACCUGUCGCGACUUCACUUACGAGACGAACUUGAUGAGUCAAGAACUCAAAAUUAAAAUGAGGAAGAGAAAACCACCGUUCUUGUGGAUCAUGAUACAUGUCGUAUGGGAACUGACGCGCUCAACCGAUGAAAUUAUCGAUUUUAUUAAUGGUAAAUCGAUUUGGAACAAGAUUGAAUCGUUGGUGAAUAGCCAACUCAUUCGUAAGCCCGAAGACGCCGUGGAAGUGAACCGUUUUGAUGGUCGGUUUAGUCGACGAAAUUUGAAAAUUGUUCUGGCCAAGAACAAAAUUGAGCAAGUUAUUCGUCUUUCUGAUUUGGAAAGGUCCCUUCCCAAAAUUACGAAACGUACACGUGAGGAGGGUGACGAGGGUAUAGCUCUAUUUGCGUCCGUAAAACGUUCGAGGGGUGACAAACAAGAAGAGGAGGAUAUUAAAUUGAUGGACAUUACCAGUACCGGAUAUAAACCCUAUCUGGGUAAUAAAGAUCCAACAAAGGAUACUAUCGAUAGCUCUAACGGUAGUAGUAUUAUAUUGUGCAGUCCUCGUAAUAGAUUUUACGUGGAAAAAACCAGAUCGCAAAAGUUAGAUGAAACCAAGCAAUUGAUGAAGGAUUUAUUUGAUGAACAUGAAACGGAAAAUGUCGACGAAGAUAGCGACCAGCGGAAUAGUCAAAAACGGUACGAAGACGAAGACAAAGAUUCCGACGAAGAUGAGGACGACGAACCAAAUGGCGAUGAUGAUUAUUGA